Molecule: messenger RNA, 506 nt
Organism: Tauraco erythrolophus (red-crested turaco)
Lineage: Eukaryota; Metazoa; Chordata; Aves; Musophagiformes; Musophagidae
Source: RefSeq, a predicted model, not a curated record
AUGGUUGUAGACUGGCCAGCAAACUGUGGCAGAGGGUAUUUUCAGCCAAGCACUGCGGGGAGAAUUAUAUCAGGCACUGAAACAAAGCCACACUCCUGGCCUUGGCAAGUCUCAUUACAGAUACGCACAGCCUUUACAAUUUUUCAUAAGAGAUUUGUUCACGUCUGUGGCAGGACUCUUAUUCACAAAUGCUGGGUUCUUACUGCAGCCCAUUGCUUUCAGAAGGUUAAGAUGGAAGGUGUAUCCAACUGACAAAUCCUCCUAGGAAAGCAUAACCUUAGCCACAAUGAAUCUGCACAGAGAGUGUACUGCGUGAAGGAAAUCCACCAGCAUGAGUGGUUCCACGAAAACGACUCCAACCAUCUGGAUUAUGAUACUGCCUUGGUCAAGCCUAUGGAAGACAUAACAGCAAACCGCUUUGUCCACUAUGCCUGCCUGUCCCAGAGAGGCUGCUCACUUCACCCAGGACAGUCCUGCUGGGUAACCGGAUGGGGGGAACACAACAG